GAAUGUUGUGUUUCAUGAUUGAAGCGUAGUACCUUCCGUCCAGCUUUGUCAGCUGCCCACGGUUUGCAUUAAUUUUCAGUUUGUUUCGUCAAGUGCCGCGAAUAUCUAUCGAUAUAGGGAAGAGUUAAUCCCGACUUAUUCCGCUGACUCAAUGAUGUGUAUUCUCCCGUGAUGCGAUACAUUCCGCUUGUUACUCUGCGUCUUUAACUGUGACGAGUGUACGAGCUAGUUGAUGAUCGUUGCCGUUAUCGGGGAGAGAACGACGUGUUGAUACAAUGUCAUUAUUCAACAAACCGAAGCGAAAUAUACGCCGACGUCCUUUCAACGAUGAGGAUGAAGAUAAUGAAAACAGAAUGGAGGCGGAGGACGCGCAGCCUGUCAAAAUUAAGACGAAGAAGAAGGAUAAGCCAAAGCAGACGCUCCUCAGUUUCGGAGAGGAGCUGGAACAAGGGGACGACGGAGAAGUUUUUAUAGUCAAGAAAUCAUCGAGGAGCAAAAAGCUGAUGAAACAGCUAGAUCACGAGAGGAGGAAAAAGAAAGGUGAAGAGAAAAUGCAAGUGGACACUGAGCAAGCGAAUAAAUCCAUUAAGCAGGAAAAAGAUUUAGAGAUAAAGACAGAUGAUCUAGUAGUUAAAAUAAAAAACACAGGCCCCCUGAUUUUGAAUGGACGUGCUGCAUUGGCAGCAGGAAAGGAUGACUAUACAUCGGAUGAAGAGGAAGAUGAGUCUUGCAGUCACAAAUUUCGGAAAAAUACAGAUAAAGCUGAAACUGUUAAGAUACUACUUGAAAGUGGAUGUAUACCUGAUGCAGCUAUGAUCCAUGCAGCAAGAAAGCGUAGACAGAAAGCAAGAGAAUUGGGAACUGAUUACAUUCCUAUUGAAGAGCAAAACGAUGACAAAGGCAAAUCUAGACUAGUACGAGAAGAAGAUCACGAUCGAAGUGAUGAUGAUGAUUCUCAAGAUCGACUUGAUAUGACUAUCAACACAGAAGCACGUGAUAAGGAAAAAAGGAGAGAAGCAUUUCUUGCUUCUCAAGUUCCAAUGAAAUUUUCAGAUAAUGAAAGUGAACACGAAAAUGAAGAAGAAGAAUGGGAAGCUCAACAAAUACGAAAGGGUGUAACCGGCGCUCAGAUUGCAGCAGCACAGCAGGAUUCUAUGUUGCAACAACAAUAUACAAUGGGUAUGAAUGUUAAUCAAAUGAUAGGAUCUGGUGUAUCGUUAGAAAUGGUAUUAAUGCCUGCACCGCCGCCACCUCCGUCCAUUCAACCACCAGAUCCAACUAAGAUCGUACCCCUUACACCACAAGAAGUUGUGAAUAGGAUGCGCGCCAGGUUGGACAGUUUGAAAGAGGUACAUAGACGACAUCAGCAAGAUCAGGAACGUUUAGAACAAGAAUUACAGCAAACCAUGAAAGAAUUGGACGAAGGCGAAGUCCGUACACCGCAUUACGCACAACGCUUCAGAUAUUACCAAGAGUUGCGUGGGUAUGUCACUGACUUGGUAGAGUGUCUUGAUGAGAAGCUUCCUCUGAUUAUCGAGUUGGAACGGCGCUGGUUAGAUUUGUAUGGCGAACGUUCGAUCGAAUUGAUGGAACGGAGACGACAGGAUACGAGAGAUCAGGCAGAAGAAAUAACGGCAGCAAGAGGGCAAGCCAUGAGAAGAGGACCGGAAGUAGAGGCUCAUGUACGACGAGCUACAGAAAGGGAAGGUAGAAGAGCUCGUCGCAGGAGAAUGAGAGAAUUAGCUUUAAAUAUGCCAAAACACAUUGAUGGUAUGUCCAGUGAUGAUGAAGUUACUGAACAACAAAAUCUCGCAUUUAAACAAGCAAAAGAUGAAAUUGAUAAUGAUUGUAAAAACAUAUUUUCUGAUGUUAUGGAAGAAUAUUGUACAAUACGUGGUAUACUUUCAAAGUUCGAAUCGUGGAGAGAGACGGACAUAGACGCUUAUACAGAAGCUUAUGUGUCGUUGUGUUUACCCAAAAUUAUUUCGCCAAUUAUCAGAUUACAAUUAGUUACUUGGAAUCCAAUUAUGGAAAGCGCUGAUGUAGAAAGGACAAAAUGGUACAAUGCGUUGCUUUUAUACGCUUUAGAUAGUAAGGAAACAGAGGAAUCGUUAAAACGAGAUCCAGAUGUUAGGUUAAUACCAUCCACAAUUGAAAAGAUCGUAAUACCAAAAUUAAAAUCUAUUAUUGAAAAAAUAUGGGAUCCAAUGUCGACAUCUCAAACGUUACGACUUGUAGGGGCUAUAAAUCGUUUUGUCAAGGAAUAUCCAAAUUUAAAUGACACGAGCAAACAAUUGGAAAUUUUAUUUAAUACUAUUUUAGAUAAAAUUAAAGCUGCUGUUGAGAAUGAUGUUUUCAUACCUAUUUUUCCAAAACAAGUUUUGGAUACAAAACAUCAAUUUUUUCAAAGACAAUUUGCAAUGGCCGUCAAAUUGUUGCGCAAUUUACUAAGUUGGCAGGGCCUUCUUGGAGAUAUGCAGUUAAAAAAUUUGGCAUUAGGAUCACUUUUGAAUCGUUAUCUUCUCGCUGGAUUACGAGUUUCUUGUCCAACUGAUGCUUUAUUUAAAGCAAAUAUGAUCAUGAGUACACUACCAAGAGCAUGGCUACAAGGGGAAACUAUAGAACACUUGAGAAUGUUUGCUGCUCUCAUUCAACAGCUCAGCGAACAAUUAGAUCAAGCAAAUCCUGCACAUAAUGAAGCCUGGGAAUACGCCAAAUCCAUCUUGAAAAUAAUCAAGCCAUUAUAAUACGUUAAUUACAUUAUAUAAUGUUUUAUCGUCGAUAAUAUUUUAUCAAAUUUCUUGCUUUAGACCACACUACUAUGCUUGUUAAUAGUUUUAUACAUAUAAUACAGCAAGAUCUUGUACAUGAUAUAUUGAAGUAAAUUUUCGAAUGUAUAGUAUACGAAAAGAUACAAUUUUGUAUAGUAAUAAACUAAAAUGAGAGAUAA
Molecule: messenger RNA, 2950 nt
Organism: Camponotus floridanus (Florida carpenter ant)
Lineage: Eukaryota; Metazoa; Arthropoda; Insecta; Hymenoptera; Formicidae
Product: PAX3- and PAX7-binding protein 1
Exons: 16
Coding region: 276-2747 (823 amino acids)
Biological process (GO): spliceosomal complex disassembly; mRNA splicing, via spliceosome
Cellular component (GO): nucleus; U2-type post-mRNA release spliceosomal complex
Molecular function (GO): DNA binding
Source: RefSeq, a predicted model, not a curated record